GCACGUGCCGAGUUUCCAGACGGACUAAAGCAGGCGUGACGUACUUGUGGAGGUCAAAUCAAGCAGAUUGGCAACAUGGUAAAGAAAAAGCGCCUGAGGCUCAUAGCCGAGAUGGCACGGAAAAUCCGGGCCUACCGGGAGCUGAAGAAUCGGCCACAGGAUUCUCAACGCUAUGCAUUGGACUACGACACAAUGAUGCGUCCCUUCAGUGGUAAAAAGCUGCCAGUGCUGGCUUGGCAAGAUGUGAAAAGAGAGACACGGCUCUUUACAUUACUAGCUGGCAUGCGCAUGUUUGGCGUGGGUCGGCUCUUCACACGCAAGUCAUGGCUGGAUGAGCAUACAGAGCCGUGCUAUUGGAAAAUAACAAAAGUCAAGGUUGAUUAUACAGCAGAGAACAUGGAUCAUGGGAAAGCAUGGGGCUUUCUAACAUUUAGAGGUAAAGAGGAGAUCACAGAACGUGAGGUGGAUAAGGUGAUGUAUCAUGACUGGCGUCUGGUGCCCAAACAUGAGGAAGAGGCCUUUAAAUGUUGUGAACCGGUCCCUGAACCCCCUGUCCGUUAUGCAAGAUACCCGCCCCUCCUGCGUGCUAUGAUCCUGGCCCAGCAAGCAAAACAGCUGGGUCUGGAUGUGAGCACUAUUCCAGAGCCCUCUCUUCCAUUGAAACGGGAUGUGCUGCUCAGUAAUGAGUAUUUCAGGAGUCAGGAAGAGAAGAAGAAACAGGAGGGUACACCUGUCUGAUGCAAAGGUUCAGUUCAAGGGGAAAGAUCAUGGGGAAGAGUUGCGAGAUCUGUUUUAGUGGUCUUGAUGGGAGCCCUCCCUCCUGUUCCCUUUUAUUAGGACACUCCUGCUCGCAAUAAUCAUUGGUUUGUAUUUAAUGGAAUGUUUUGUGAGAACAAAAUAUUGUCUUGUUUUCCUAAACUUUGUGGCUAAUGAGGGGGAGAAGAUCUCAUAGGAGGCUCUUGUAGCACAUUUGGACAGGUGACCAAACCCGAAAGGACAACCCUCUAUGGAAAGACUGUUUUUAUUUUUAUUUGGUCAAAAAAGAUAAAAUAUCUGUGUAAUAUUAUUUACAUUAUGUGAGUUAAAUGUAUAAUGUAAUUUGCAUGAUGUGCAACAAUUGAAUAUCUGAGAUUAAAAAAAAUGGGUGAACUGA
Messenger RNA from Myxocyprinus asiaticus (Chinese sucker), 1153 nucleotides. RefSeq names its product mitochondrial ribosomal protein S34 (gene mrps34). Gene Ontology annotation, cellular component: mitochondrion; mitochondrial small ribosomal subunit. Gene Ontology annotation, biological process: mitochondrial translation. Gene Ontology annotation, molecular function: structural constituent of ribosome. The coding region runs from base 76 to 738 and encodes 220 amino acids. NCBI's taxonomy places the organism in Eukaryota, Metazoa, Chordata, Actinopteri, Cypriniformes, Catostomidae. The transcript has 4 exons. The record is from RefSeq and is a predicted model, not a curated record.